Molecule: messenger RNA, 823 nt
Organism: Periophthalmus magnuspinnatus
Lineage: Eukaryota; Metazoa; Chordata; Actinopteri; Gobiiformes; Gobiidae
Product: L-rhamnose-binding lectin CSL2-like
Exons: 7
Coding region: 23-823 (266 amino acids)
Molecular function (GO): carbohydrate binding
Source: RefSeq, a predicted model, not a curated record
GUCUGUAUAAAACAGCAGAGUGAUGCUGCAUCUCCUCAGUGACUGCACCUCUGCCAAAAUGUUCUGCUUCAUCAUCGCACUCUGGCUGGCUGCCACAUGCCUGGACAUAGAGGCUUCCUCUAUUCUGUCCACCACUACAGUGACCACGUGUGACUCUCGGGGCAAUGUACAGCGCCUCAGCUGUGACCGUGGAGUGAUUGCUGUGCAGGCUGCACUGUACGGACGCCAGGACAGAGAAACCUGCAGUUAUGGAUGGAUCAUGGACCACCCGUCAGACACCAACUGCUUCCAGGAGGGCACCAAAGAAGUCCUCCAGAAAAGGUGUGAUGGGAGGAGUACCUGUGAGGUACCCUUAUAUGUUUUUCACUUGUCUGACCCGUGCUAUGGCACCUCCAAGUACUUGGAGAGCACCUAUGCCUGUGUGGGACACCCAGAAAUUAAGCCAGUGGACCGCAACAUUGUGGAGUGUGAAGACUCCACCGCCAACCUCUACUGUGGGCAGCAGAAGGUGAUCCAUGUGUUGUGGGCGCACUACGGCCGUACAAACCGCAACACCUGCUCUUAUAAUCGUCCUUGGUCUCAGCUCAGCAAUGUCCACUGCAAAAACUACGUCACACACAGUGUGGCUCAAAAGUGUAAUGGCCACUCCAGCUGUUCGGUCAGAGCCAGUAACUCUGUGUUCGGAGACCCGUGCAGGGGCACCUAUAAAUACCUGGAGGUCAAGUACUUCUGCCGCGAUGCAGUUUGCGAUGAAUACACCGGUCAUGGCUGCUUGUUUUCCCCUGCAGCUGCCGACAACACUACCACAGGUGUAUCUGACUAG